UGUAAUUUUGUAGGGUGUGGCCACGAACUCUGUAUAAGAUGUGCACUCUACAUUUGUUCGACAAGUAAUAUCCCUUCUGAAUUGUUAGUUCCACCUGGUUCGAUUCCUUGUCCUUUUUGCCGACAUGGAAUUGUCGCAUUUGUGAAAUUGCCUGGUUCUUCAGCAAAGGAAAUUAACUUACCUCUAUCACUCAGCCUGUGCACGCCUUGUAUGCUUCACCAUCGAGAACAAGACAGAUCCGAGUCUGUAGGUUCACCUGAUGUAAGGAAGACUCGCUCAGAUUCUGUUUCUUCCGAUAUUUUCUGCCCAGUGACUUGUAGCCCGUUUCCUUCUGUAACAAUCCCAUUAUGCACCUGCAACGAUGGGCCUUGUCCAAAUUCUGAUUCCAGAGGAAGUGAAACUCAAGAAGCAUCCCCUCGUCGUUCACAGUCUACAUCAAAUGAACAGGAAAAAAUUGACGGAAUGAGACUGGAGAAAACUACAUGUACGAGUAUGUUUUGGGGUAGAAGAAGCUGCAGCAGGGAGCAUCAGUGUAAUGCUGAAAUAAACGCUCGAAUGGCUUAGGAAAAUAUUAUAUUCCUAUAUUUUUAUACAUGGGAUUAUGAACUCGACCGACUAUUCGAUGGUUUCAAGUUUCAGGCAUCUGAUUAUAGAAGCUGGAAUAGUUCACUUCUGUUUGCUGCUGCUGCUGCUGCU
This is a messenger RNA of Olea europaea var. sylvestris, 696 nucleotides long. RefSeq names its product E3 ubiquitin-protein ligase XBAT33-like. The record is from RefSeq and is a predicted model, not a curated record. The annotation marks the transcript as partial. Lineage: Eukaryota; Viridiplantae; Streptophyta; Magnoliopsida; Lamiales; Oleaceae. The transcript has a single exon.